CAGAGAAUGCCAAUAUCAAUAGCCAAUCCACAUAAGUUUCAAGCUGCCUAUGAGGCACUAUAUAUAACAAACUAAGCAGCACAGAGUUGUUCCUGAGGAAUUGGCUGCCCUCCCUGAUAUAGUCCCCAAGGCAAGCGGCGGCACUCAUCCCCAGCAAUGGAGCUCUACAGGUCUGCCAUGGUUCUGGGUGGUGUGGGCGAUGCACUGGGCUACAAGAACUCCAGGUGGGAGAACUGUCCCUCAGGUGUGGUCAUUCUCUCAGAACUGAAAGCUCUCGGUGGAUUGGAAGGGAUUACAUUAUCGGUGGACGACUGGCCUGUCAGCGAUGACACAGUCAUGCACAUCGUGACAGCACAGGCACUCGUGUCAGACUUCUGGUCCCUGGAUGACCUCUACCGUGAGAUGGUGAAGGUUUAUGUUGAGAUUGUGGAGAAGAUCAACAAGCGGCAGACAGACCCAGCCACCAUCGAAGGCUGCACCCAACUCAAGCCGGACAACUACCUCCUGGGCUGGCACACGCCCUUCAACGAGAAAGGGUCAGGAUACGGGGCAGCCACAAAGGCCAUGUGUGUGGGCAUGAGGUACUGGCAGCCCGAGAAACUGGACAACCUUGUGCAAGUCAGCAUUGAAUGCGGCCGGAUGACUCACAACCACCCCACAGGCUUCCUGGGAUCACUGUGCACAGCGUUGUUUGCAUCCUACGCCAUCCAGCGCAAGCCGGUGGUGGAGUGGGGACGGGAGAUGCUGAAGGUUCUCAGUGAGGCUGAGAACUACUGCAGGAAGACCAUCCGGCACAUGGCAGAGUACCAAGAAAAUUGGUUUUAUUUUGAAACUAAAUGGCAGUCGUAUUUGGAAGAGAGAGGAAUUGCCCGGGAGGGACAGAAUACACCGACAUUUCCCAAGAAUUACGAUGCAGAGAAAAGAGAUCAGGUCUACAAAGAAUGGAGCUCAGAAGGUGUGGGUGGGCGGCGAGGACAUGAUGCGCCUAUGAUAGCCUACGAUGCCCUCCUGUCUGCUGGCAACAACUGGACAAACCUGUGUAACCAUGCCAUGUUCCAUGGAGGACAGAGCGGGGCCACCGGCUCCAUCGCUGGCUGCCUCUACGGCCUACUCUUCGGAAUGACAAACAUUCCCAAAGGACUGUACCAGAAUCUGGAGUUCAGAGAGACACUGGAGGAGCUGGCAGCAAAGCUGCAUAAAGCAGCCAAUGCGAGUGAAGGCCCCUGACUGGUGUCAUGGGAAUGGGAACAGCGGUUUGAACCCAGUCACUGGUCAUUUAAAACAUAUUCAGAUUUCCAGACCUUUUUCACUGACAAAUCUGUUUCACUAAUAAGUGUUACUGACAUUAAAAAUAGAAAAGUAACUAGCAAUGAGUGUGGCUGUGUGCCUUUAAAUGGGCGUGCUUUAAAAUACAAACAGUGCGACAAUUCACCAGGCUUCUCAAUGCCAGACCCUUGUCAGCAGCGAUGUGCGAAGUGGAACUUCUGUUGAAUGUUUAGUGAAAGGAAACACUGUGGAGAAAUGGAUCCAGAGUACAUACUAUAUAACAUGGCCUUCAUUAUGUACAUUUUACAGUGGCCAAUUAACCUAACAAAGCUUUCUAGGAUUUAUAAGGUACCUGUUUUCAGUGCAGUUUGAAGAAGGGCCCCAACCCAAAAUGUCACCCUUCCUUUUGCUUCAGAGAUGCUGCCUGACUGGCUGAGUUACUCCAACACUUUGUGUCUAUCUUCAGUACUUAGUAUGUAUUUCACAAUGUACAUACUUUACUAUAUUUGUAAUACCACCUCCUAUUGUAAAAUGUACCAUGCAUUUGCUUGGACCAAGCAACAAAUAUUAAUCUGGGAGUGAGACAGCUGUCAUCUCAUUACACCAACCCUUUCUCUCAUUGUAUGUACCAUGAUUAUCUCAUACACAGCCUUCAUCCCUCUACAACCCUCAAUCCCCAUUAUCCUAUCUCAUCCCCUCCCCCCACCUGCUCCAUCUGCCCAUCACCCAUUGCAUACCCUCCCCCUGCACUGCUCAUCCCUCCCCUGCCUCUGUUGUUGCCACCACCCACCUUCAAUUCCACCCUUCACAUUUCUUUCCCAUCAGAUUUAUUUUGUUCCCCACUAAUCACCUCCCAGCCUCGGUCACUAUCUCUACCCUUCCUUCUCCACCUAACUCUAAUGUGCCAAUUAACUUGUCCUCCUGCAUCCACUUACUUCUAACUAACCACCUCUUUAUACUAACCCAUAAUAUUGUAUACCCAUUUCUCUCCACAGAUGCUGCCUGGUCAGCUUUCUUCCAGCUCCUCUUCCUACAUAUUCCAGCAUCUGCAGCUUUGUGCUUCAUUCCUCUCACUUUUUACAUCCUUACAAACCGAGAGCAAAAUUGAUUUGACUUCACUUUAAAAAUAUUAAAUGUUUAUUGCACCAUAUUGUAUAAAGCUAGCUAGGUCCCAUUGUGCACUGGAGAUUAAAGGGUAAUCUAACAGGGCGAUAGGCUGGUUAUGUAGAGAUCCAAUCUGUUCUCUGCCAGAAGACAGAAAGCUGCAAAAUUCAGCUUCUACCGAAAGCGUUAGCAUUUCAAGUUGAUGACUGAUAGAAAUGUUUUAUCUUUCAGUUCUGAUGAAAUAUUAUCUGCCACGUUCUCUGCAAGUGUGCCUGACUUGCUAAAGCUUUAGCAUUUGCUUUUGUUUCUGAUUUUCAACACAGUCUUUUUAUCCACACAAAAAACCAUUGAAGCUACAGAGCUCGGGGCGGUGAGGAUGAGAGAGGCAAGGGUGGUAUGGCAGGGAACCCAAAAGCAUACAAGUCGGUGAGGUGUCCAUGGCUGUAGAGGCAGGGGAGCGUGGAGAAUGGGGUAGAUAGAGCAAGGCAGGGGAGAUGGAUCAAUUCACAUUUCAAACCAGGGGUCCGUAAUCUUUGUCAGAGGAAGAUGUAGUAAUCUCUGCACCACCAAGGUUCCAAAUGAAUGAUGGACUAAGCAGAAAGGCCUUAGGAACAAGAGGGUAUUUGUUGGCCCACACUGCUCCAUCCUGCUGUUGCCGUACAACAAAGGUUGUUGCCUGGAUAUUUUAUUCUGCAGCCAAAACCAACGCUGGGGGAAGGUGGAGGUGGGGAGGUGGGGCAUGAGUGUGUGAAGCGGAGGAGGACAUAAAAUCUAUAUAAUGCAUCUUAGACUCCAUGAUUAGAUGGUAGAAAUAAAGAACAGCAUUUGCUGGUUU
Molecule: messenger RNA, 3205 nt
Organism: Amblyraja radiata (thorny skate)
Lineage: Eukaryota; Metazoa; Chordata; Chondrichthyes; Rajiformes; Rajidae
Gene: adprhl1
Product: ADP-ribosylhydrolase like 1
Exons: 7
Coding region: 157-1227 (356 amino acids)
Biological process (GO): protein de-ADP-ribosylation
Molecular function (GO): ADP-ribosylarginine-[protein] hydrolase activity; magnesium ion binding
Source: RefSeq, a predicted model, not a curated record